Messenger RNA from Darwinula stevensoni, 306 nucleotides. Lineage: Eukaryota; Metazoa; Arthropoda; Ostracoda; Podocopida; Darwinulidae. The record is from the annotation of a GenBank genome assembly.
AUGUUCCGGGGAAGUUCGGUCGCUGUUGAGCAGUGGAAGUGGACUAACUUCCUGGUGCCUGCCUGUGGCAUAUUCCCCGCUCUUGGGUACUCGUGCAGUGGCAGAAGCAUCAUAUUUUUAGCUGCCACUCCUCAAGAGGCUUUUUGUGCCAUGUUUUUCCUUUUUGGUGUUCUAUCAGAAUCACUUUCUUGUAGGCCAACCAUGAUCAAGUACGGGAUAAACAACAUCCGAGACCUGGUGGGACCCAAAGUCAAUCUCCAAAUGAUCUAUGAUAAUCCUAUUUGCAGGCUGGAGAAGCACCAAUGA